Caenorhabditis angaria is the source of this 524-nucleotide messenger RNA. NCBI's taxonomy places the organism in Eukaryota, Metazoa, Nematoda, Chromadorea, Rhabditida, Rhabditidae. The record is from the annotation of a GenBank genome assembly.
AUGCAUCUUUCAGUCUUAUUUCUUUGCAUUUCUCAAAUAUUUUUCACAAAUGCCACAAAAUUUUGGAUAAAUCAAAAAUUCACUUGUAAAUUGCAAAAACAUUGGGAACUUUCGGUCAGAUAUUAUGAGUGGGAUUUGACGACGUAAGUAGAAUUCAAAGGAUGAAAGCAUUUUAUGAAGUCAGGAUGAAAAAACUUCAGGGACAAUGAAGAUGUUUUCGAAAUCAGAAGAACCAAAGUGCAUAAUAAAAUGGCAAUUGUUAAGACUGGGUUUGUUUACAGUGAAGGUGAUGGUGUUGGUGAUAAUUAUUAUGAAAUGAAAAUGUAUUUAACACAUACUUGUACUGAUACUGGAAAACAAUCGUUUAUCGAUUAUAAAUUGGGUGAUUUUCCAGUUGAUGACCGGUUAGUUUUACAUUAGAAAAAAAUAUAAUAAUCUGAAUAAUCAAGAUUUUUUUUAGUGAAGCAAGCAUCGAGGGAACCUAUCAACUUGACACUUAUUGUAGAGCCGAUAUAUGUUCAUAA